UGUGCGGCCUUUUCCGCUGAUGGAAAGCUGCUAUCCACUGGUUGCGCUGAUAAAAAUGCGUACAUAUGGGACGUUCAAGCCAUCCUCAAGACAGCUAGCCUAGAAGACCUCCUGACCAUGCCUGAUGUGAGUAUUAACUUGACUCCCAUACGCUAUCCCAUCCCCAAUGAAUGUCAGGCACAAAAUUAUAAACGCGCAAAGAAGUCGUUAUCAGGUGCUAAUGCUACACGACGUCCGCCCAUCCAUCCAGUCCCCCGUCAAUUGCCAGCAGGCUUUUUCGAUGACGUGCAAGGUCGUGAUCCUUCCUCCAUUACUCGCCAUCUCCAUCCUGAUACCUCUUUACAUCGCCGCCGCCGUACUUUUGCACUCUCCUGGGGACCGCGUCCACGUGCUUUCCUCGCUCGCCUUCCCCGGCUCUUUCGCCGUUCCCAAACUAAUGUCGAUGAACCAAUAAAAUCUCAGCGACGCCCAGUGCCUAGUACGUCCUCUCGUCGCAGUCCUCCUGUUGUCGAAGUUCCUGCACUAGAUGACAAGAAGGCGCUGUAUACUGCUCGGCGACCAGAGCGAGCUAGCGACAAGGCGAAACGCAUCAAGAACCCCAAAUGGUGGGCUCGUAUUGUGUUGUUCCUCUGCUGUGCGUCUCCGUCCACCGGCGACAAUCAUUGAUUGUAUUAGAACGUGUAUAAUCGCAUUCAUCUUGAUCCCUCCUUUGUUAUCUCUCAGUCUCGUCUGCUAUCAUGAAUAACAAUCAUUG
Molecule: messenger RNA, 754 nt
Organism: Suillus subalutaceus
Lineage: Eukaryota; Fungi; Basidiomycota; Agaricomycetes; Boletales; Suillaceae
Exons: 5
Coding region: 118-666 (182 amino acids)
Source: RefSeq, a predicted model, not a curated record